AUGCCAGUUUGGAAGUUGCAGCUACCGAACUCUGGCAUUCGAGGCUUGCAGGACUUCUAUGAAUCGCAAAGACGAAGUUCUCGUGCACCAUUUGUCCAUGACCGUAUCUUUCACGCUUUUAUCGACCUUUACUUCGAGCAUUUCGAUCCUCAAUUCCCUUUUCUGCAUCCACAUCGUCUAAACGUUGACGAAGUACCUUGGAUCUUGCUACUGGCAGUAGCUGCCGUCGGGAGCCAUUAUUCCGAGAUGACUGAUGCUCAGAGAUAUAAUCUGACGCUUGUUGACCUCCUUUGCCGGGCAGUAGAGUCAAAGGUCUCUAAGGAUGUCCUACAGACAGAUCUUGUUGUCAUUCAAUCUAUAAUGCUUCUUCACAUCCUUCUUAUGUUUUCUGGCUCUUAUAGAGAGAGGGUUAUUCUGCAGCAUAAACGAAGUAUGUUGAUAAACCUUUGCUGGGAUCUGCUGAGCAAAGCACGACCGCAAAGAAGAGUUGCCAUUGAUAAUCCCGACAUAGAAGCCGAGUGGCAAUCUUGGCUUUCCAGAGAGGAAGAGAUACGUCUGUUGACUUGCGUGAGAGUCAUCGAGUGUCUAUGCUCUCUUUCCCUCGAAAUUCCCACGAACUUCAAUCUCCGUGAUGCCACGCGUCAACUUCCAUCACCGGAAGAUCUUUGGCGGUGCAAAGAUGCACAGAGUUGGAAGCACGCCUAUCAGACUUUACCAGCCUCUUACGCUGAGCAAAAACGAACGUCUUCUCCAGAGCACUGGCCUAGAACGAUGCUGAGGUCCGAUGCAUUCACUUGUAGGGCUGCACUCUUAGAGCUGCUCAUCGAUGAAGCAACAGUGGCUCGACAGUUGUAUUCCUCCCGACUAUUCAGAUCCUCAGUCGCCUCCUAUCUGCAAAUCCCAAAUACAGGCAUGGGUCACGGCACAUCGUCGCCUCCAUUAGCAGAUUUUGAGUUUAUGAGAGGCGACAAUACCCUUCUCGACACCUCGGUCGACUUACUAUCGUACGCUACUCUAGAAGGCUCAUCAAUCGGCCCGCAUCACCAGAUAGAGACCAUCUUUCACGUUUUGGCUAUCUUGAGACGCGUCUCCUUAGAGAUUCUUAACACAGCGACAGGAUGGAAGACAACCAAAGAGAACAUGCACCGGGCUAGGAGAAAAUUUGUGGACUUUUGUCAACAAAACACCGUGCAAGCUCGCAGAUGCUUAUGGCACGCGACAUGCAUCUUCAAGAAGACGCGCAGUUCGCGGAAGCUGGCCUGCUACGACGUGUACAGUAUACUGAUCUGUACCACUUACAUCUACUGCUACUGCUCAUUCUUCAUAUCCGAAACGUCAGCAUCCCGUCAGACUACGUUGAUGAGCCAGAGGAGAGCCUCUGAAAAGGAUUCACCACCAACUGUUGUGCGAUUAGAUCAGCUGAGAGACCGGUCUAGUAUCGAGCGAUGGAUCCAGAGCGCUGAAGAACAUCACUUGAUUCAUUUGACGGGAGUUGGGCUAUUGAAAGGGUCUGACGAUGCUGUUAGAUUUCUUCGGGAUAUUGAAAGGACCCUCGAGUCCCAAAUUGCGUGGCGAGGGAUAUGUUGUGCUUUUGCCACAACCUUUGCUCAGGUCAGGCGUGGGGAAAUGCCUACCGAGUCCCAAGAAGACAAUCCUGAAGAGGACGGUACCUCGUCAUAA
This is a messenger RNA of Bipolaris victoriae FI3, 1680 nucleotides long. RefSeq lists its product as hypothetical. NCBI's taxonomy places the organism in Eukaryota, Fungi, Ascomycota, Dothideomycetes, Pleosporales, Pleosporaceae. Gene Ontology annotation, biological process: regulation of transcription by RNA polymerase II; DNA-templated transcription. Gene Ontology annotation, molecular function: RNA polymerase II cis-regulatory region sequence-specific DNA binding; zinc ion binding; DNA-binding transcription factor activity, RNA polymerase II-specific. Gene Ontology annotation, cellular component: chromatin. The transcript is spliced from 4 exons. The record is from RefSeq and is a predicted model, not a curated record. The coding region runs from base 1 to 1680 and encodes 559 amino acids.